Messenger RNA from Acanthosepion pharaonis, 510 nucleotides. The record is from the annotation of a GenBank genome assembly. NCBI's taxonomy places the organism in Eukaryota, Metazoa, Mollusca, Cephalopoda, Sepiida, Sepiidae.
AUGACACCAGCAGUCAGCAGUGGACAGAGUUCAGAAUCAACCAGUCUGUGUCUCUUUCUAUCUAUCUAUCCAUCCAUCUAUCUAUUUAUCUAUGUCAGUCUGUUUCUAUUUAUCUAUCUAUCUAUCUACCUAUCUAUCUAUGUCGGUCUAUUUCUUUAUAUCUAUCUAUCUAUCUAUCUAUCUAUCUAUCUAUCUAUCUAUGUCAGUCUGUUUCUAUCUAUCUACCUAUCUAUCUAUGUCAGUCUGUUUCUUUAUAUCUAUCUAUCUAUCUAUCUAUCUAUGUCAGUCUGUUUCUUUAUAUCUAUCUAUCUAUCUAUCUAUCUAUCUCAGUCUGUUUCUACCUAUUUCAGGAUAAAAUGUAUAUUUAUUAAUCUCUCUCUCUCUCUCUCUCUCUCUCUCUCUCUCUCUCUCUCUCUCUCUCUCUCACUCACUUUCUCUCUCUUUCUCUCUCUCUCUUUAUCUAUCUAUCUAUCUAUGUAUCUAUCUAUCUAUCUAUAUAUAUAUAUAUAA